AUGUUUGGUAUCCGCGCCUACCAAGACUCUGCGAUCUGGAAGAAGCCCAACUGGGAACCUCUCUACUUUGCUUUGGGCUUUACCUGCCUCUUUUUCCUCAUCCGAAGCGUCUUUCGUACCGUUGAGCUCUCCGAUGGCUAUAUCGGAUAUUUGGCCACACACGAAGGCUAUCUCUUUGGACUUGACACCCUUCCUCUUCUUCUCGGUGUGGCGAUAUGUACUGUUGGUUCUGGUCAAGGAGGUAUAUCCAGGUUGACAGAAACCCUUUCUUCUGCAGGAACUCUGGUGUUGAAGGGGCAGCAGAUGCGCAGGGGGCUGAGAAUGAGUAUCCUCUGA
This is a messenger RNA of Cryptococcus wingfieldii CBS 7118, 336 nucleotides long. RefSeq lists its product as hypothetical. The record is from RefSeq and is a predicted model, not a curated record. NCBI's taxonomy places the organism in Eukaryota, Fungi, Basidiomycota, Tremellomycetes, Tremellales, Cryptococcaceae. Gene Ontology annotation, cellular component: fungal-type vacuole; plasma membrane. Bases 1 to 336 code for a protein of 111 amino acids. The transcript is spliced from 2 exons.